ACAACACUUGUCAGGGUUUAAAACAUGGUUCGGUUUUCCCUAGCAUCGGUACUAUUACUGGCUGUCACCAGCACAGCUUUUGCUGGACCAUUAGGUGAUUAUGGUGGUAAUGGAAUCAAGAUAGUACCUUACCACGGAGGCGGAGGAGGAGGAGGAGGAGGUGGCGGAGGAGGCCAUGGCGGAAGCUGGUCCCAUGGUCCAUAUCACCGACAUGGACUUGGUGGUGGUAGCGGAAGCGGAGGAUCGUCUGCACAUGCCCACUCUUCAGCAUCUGCCCAUGUUCACCAUUUUGGAAGUGGAUCUUCACAUGCAUCAGCUGGCUCAUCUGCCAAUGCUCACACUUUUGGAGGUGGACCUUCACAUGCAUCAGCUGGCUCAUCAUCCCAUGCAUCAGCCUCACAUGGUGGUUUAGGAGGUGGCAGUGCUCAUGCACAUAGCAGUUCUAGCGCUCACGCUCUAUCCGGUGGAUUUGGUGGAUUCGGAGGUAUUGGACCAGGAGGCAUUGGCGGCAUUGGCGGCGGCGGAUUAGGUGGUGGUCCUGGUGGCAUUGGCGGCAUUGGUGGUCCAGGUGGCAUUGGCGGUGGUGGAAUAGGUCCCGGCGGCAUCAUAUUCGGCCCAGGUGGUCCAGGUUCCGCUAGUGGAUCAGGCAGUGGCAGAGCAUUUGGUGGUAAUGGAGGUUCAAGCGCAAGUGCAAACGCAGCAGCUCGUGCAAGUGCAAGUGGUGGCGGUGGAUUCGGUGGACCAGGCUCUCCAGGAAAUGCAGGAGCACCAGGUCAACCUGGAAUACCAGGAGCCCCAGGAGUACCAGGACGUCCCGGAAUAACCCAACCAGGCCGACCAGGAAAUGCAGGACCACCAGGUCAACCAGGUAACCCAGGUCGUCCAGGCGCAGGAGGAAGACCAGGCGCACCAGGACGGCCAGGAGGACCAGGACGUCCAGGAAUCCCCGGCAAACCAGGAAACCGAGGACAGUUAGGACAGCCAGGCUCACCAGGACAGCCAGGUCACCCAGGAGCAUCAGGACAACCAGGUAGAAACGGAAGUCCAGGAAACCCAGGUAAACCAGGAACACCAGGUCACUCAGGAACACCAGGAUCACGUGGAUCACCAGGAACCCCAGGAACACCAGGACAACCAGGAGUACCAGGCACCACCGGUGGACGAGGACCAAGAGGGCCCGCUGGAAUAAUCGGAUUAAUUGGACCUAAAGGAAAUCCCGGAGCAUCAGGAAAUCCAGGCGCACCAGGAAUACCAGGAGAGGGAGGACCAAGAGGACCACAAGGACCAGCCGGAGGACCAGGAUCAUCAGGCCCAUCAGGAGACAAAGGAUCACCAGGUACACCAGGCGGAAACGGACCAAGAGGAGCAAUCGGACCACAAGGACCAUCAGGACCACCCGGGGAUGGAGGACCACAAGGAGGAAGAGGAUCACCAGGAACACCAGGCAAACCUGGAGCUAAAGGCCCACAGGGAUCAAACGGAGACGUUGGACCACAAGGAGCAUCCGGACCAAAAGGACCACAAGGUCCACAAGGAAAAGCGGGUGUCAAAGGACCAGCCGGAGAUCAAGGAGCUAGAGGAGCAGAAGGAACAGCCGGACCACCAGGACCACAAGGAGAACAAGGAUUGAAGGGUCCAUCAGGAGGCCAGGGACCAGCCGGACCAGCCGGACCAUCAGGAGAACAGGGACCAGGAGGUGAAAGAGGAGGCCAAGGACCACAAGGACCUGAAGGACCAACUGGACCAGCAGGACCAAGAGGAGCAUCUGGAUCACAGGGACCAGCAGGGGAACGCGGCGCACCUGGAGCACCAGGUAAAAAAGGACCAAAUGGAGACCGCGGCAACCAAGGACUACCAGGAGCACCAGGCAAAAAUGGAGCCAGAGGAGAUAGAGGAGCAAGAGGAAGCAACGGAUCACCCGGCAGAACAGGAGCACCAGGAAGCCGAGGAAAGAUUGGACCACAAGGACCACAUGGACCAAGAGGAGCACGAGGAUCACAAGGACCCAAAGGACAACGUGGAGACCAAGGAGCCCCAGGUGUUAUACGUAUUGUUAUUGAUGACCAGAGAACAGGACCCGAAGUUGAAGAAUUCCCUGGAUUUGGUGGAUUCCCUGGAUUCCCUGGAUCCGCUGGAGCGGGUUCAUCAUCAGGAGCUAGUGCAUUUGGAGGACCUGGCGGAGCCGGCGGUUUCCCAUUCGGGCCAUUCGGAGGAGCAGGAGGUCCCGGAGGUGGUCCAGGAGGACCAGGAAGUCCUGGAGGACCAGGAGGUCCCGGAGGACCAGGAGGUCCCGGAGGACCAGGAGGACCAGGAGGACCAGGAGGUCCCGGUGGAUUAGUAGGAGGAGGAGCAGGAGGUCCCGGUGGAUUAGGAUUAGGAGGAGCAGGAGGUACCGGUGGAUUAGGAGGAGGAGGAGCAGGAGGUCCCGGUGGAUUCGGUGGAGGAGUAGGUCCUGGUGGAUUAGGCGGAUUUGGUGGAUUAGGAGGUGGAGGACUAGGAGGAGGAGCUAGCGCCGGAGCAUCAUCGUCAGGAUCGGCUUCUGCAUCUGGUGGUGGACCAUUCGGAGUACUCAAUGUAGGACCAGGAGGUGGAGGAAGCUCUUCAGCAUCUGCAGCGUCUAGAGCACACGCACUCGCUUUAGGAGGUCUCGGUGGUGGAAGUGCAUCAGCAGGUAGUCAUUCCUCAUCUAGCGCACACUCAUUCGGCGGACACUUAUUCCACAGUGUGACCCACCAUGGAGGUCCUUCACAUGCUUCAGCACAUGCAACCGCUCAUGCCCAUGCAUCUGCAAGUGGAGGAGGAGGUCACGGAGGUCACGGAGGCCACGGAGGCCACGGAGGACCAUAUAAACCUGGAUAUUAACUUUAAAUUGACUUCUUUGUAGUAAAAUGAAUGUUUAUUGUAAUAUUAAAAUCUGCAAGUCUUCGUAA
Messenger RNA from Mytilus californianus (California mussel), 2930 nucleotides. RefSeq names its product collagen alpha-1(I) chain-like. Lineage: Eukaryota; Metazoa; Mollusca; Bivalvia; Mytilida; Mytilidae. The record is from RefSeq and is a predicted model, not a curated record. Bases 25 to 2862 code for a protein of 945 amino acids. The transcript is spliced from 33 exons.